AUGGCUCCGAACUCUUUACCGUUGACUUUGACCACCGGCCCAGCCUCCAAAGCGGAUAUAAAUCUCGACCCGCGUUCGGGUCGACCAUGUCUUUGUGUCAGUGUGGACUUGCAGAUGAAGCUUGAUAUAUCCGACUUGAUUCAGCUUCUUCUCCAUUUCGCGGCCGACUCGAGAGCACCUGCACCCGAUAAGUCUUCGGAUCUGUGUUCCAACAAAACAGGUUCGGUUGCGGAUCGCUCCGAGGAACAGUCUGCUCCUAGGCGCAAGAAUUGGACGUGGGAAGAACCUAUGUAUAGCCUGGAGCCAUGGAUCGAAAAAUAUUCCCAGAGGUCUGAUGUCUGCUGGCGCAAGGAAGAAUCGGUUUCUGCGGGCGAACCUUUCUGCGUGGUCGACAACGAGGAGUAUAGGCAAGCUUUCAGGGAGAUGACAUUCGAGCCGUUGCCGGUUCCUGAGAGAUCUCCUAUGACGCAUGCCAACUUCAAGGAAGCGGAAGUCAUUCGGUUCAAAGAAGCGCAAUCCGUUCGGCGGUCGCCAGGACGUAUCCCCGUUGCUUCGUCUGCGAGCACAUCGCCUUCGGAGGAGUCCAAUCUCUCGUUUCUGUCUGCGGGGAUGCAUGCCAAGGCGAAAGCUCCAGCUGGAAGGCUGCGGCACCAGGCUCAUCGAAGCGUACCUUCGUCCGAUGAGGAUCCCGGCAGGAUGUAUCCGAACCAGGAUUGCAAGUCGCAAUGA
Molecule: messenger RNA, 729 nt
Organism: Symbiodinium sp. CCMP2592
Lineage: Eukaryota; Dinophyceae; Suessiales; Symbiodiniaceae
Source: the annotation of a GenBank genome assembly